Messenger RNA from Cryptomeria japonica (Japanese cedar), 1978 nucleotides. RefSeq lists its product as uncharacterized. The coding region runs from base 421 to 1833 and encodes 470 amino acids. The transcript is spliced from 3 exons. The record is from RefSeq and is a predicted model, not a curated record. NCBI's taxonomy places the organism in Eukaryota, Viridiplantae, Streptophyta, Pinopsida, Cupressales, Cupressaceae.
CUAGAUGUAGAAAUUUUUUGCAUGUCCUGAUUAAAGAAUGUUAAAUCUCUGGAAAUGAUCUUAUCUCUAUAUUAGAAAUAUUGCUUUUUAUGCUAUGAGCUGUCAGGAUGGAUGACGAACACACAAUCUAAACCAGAAGCAGUAACAAGAUCUAAGAUGAACUUAUCUAAAUUUUGUGUUGGAUGAUUGCAGAUGCAGAUAGGUGACAUAACCUAAUGAUUUGGUUUUCUUCUGCAGAUCUGAGAUGGGAAAUCAGAGCAAGAAAGUGUGGAAAGAAAUGUCUGGUUUUAAUCUCUGAAUCAAAUUUUUAGAACGAAUUGAUUCAUCUCAAUUAGCAUUUUGUACCUUCAAUCAAUUUUUGUGUUAAAGUCUCAAAACUUUCUGCAGAAACUGAGAAAAGUCUCAUGAUGGAAAACAUAGAUGAUGGAUUCAGAAACAGAUGACAGUAAUUCGAGUGCUUCACCUUCGCAUUUAUCUCUCUCGCAUGGUCUUCUGGAAUGUUUACUGAGCAAUAAUGCACAAUAUUAUACAUUUUCCUGUAAUGGAGAGGAAUUCGGUGCAAAGGGAUGGAAAUUAAACAGGGGAAGAGAAGAUUUUGACUGGAUGUACACAUUUCACUGUCAUAAACAAAAGAAGAAGAAAUCAAACAGGAGUAGAAAUAUUCAUUCUUCAAGAAAGGAAGAGCAUGGAAAAAAUCUUAUAGAAUUGAUGAUAAAGGAUGAUCACAGACUAGCUCUUGUGGGAAGGAUGACAGCCUCAAGUUCAUUGUGCCCUAAUCUUAACAGAUAUGGUAGGUUAGGACACACUUUGGAAACUGAGUUUGUUUUGUUUGGUGAAACUGCAGCCACACAGCAAAGCCAUGACAUGACUACUUCCAGUAGCACUAGCAGUCCCUUGAAUUUUUUUCCUAGACCUUCAACAUCCUCUUCCAAAAUACAUUCCAACAGUAUUGAUGUUGAGCCUAUUCCAGGUCACAUUUCCUCCUCUAAACAUGAUAUAAAGAAAAAAAUGACGCUUGGACAUCUAUUAAAAUCAAGAUCUAAGGAUAGACAUGCAUUGACAGAGGAAAUCACAAGGAUUUCGAAUGUGUCAGAGGAAGAAUGCUAUGUCUUACCCAGUAUAGAACAGGAAGCCAUAGUGAUCAGAAGCCCUUUUACACAAUCAAAAAGUGUAGAAGGACAAAAUUAUAAAGAUACAUUUUCAACAGAUUCAGGGGGAUGGGGUCUUAAAUUUCUUGAGAAAAUCUCUGCACAAUCAAGAUCAAGAGGAAGAGAGAGUGUAAAAGAUGAUUCUAGUAAAUUAGAGUGCACAAAUGUUUUAAUGGUGGGCUCUGCCCCAAGUUUAUAUACAUGCACUUUUGAUGUGCACUCCUUGGGCAUGGCUGAUUUAAGCUGUGGAGAGCAAGAGCAGACAACAGUAACAGUUAUGGUACCAGCAGAUGCCCAUGGUUUGCCAGCAGUGAAAUCAUGCAGACCCUCAUCUUUGAUUGAAAGGUGGAGAUUUGGUGGCAAGUGUGAUUGUGGUGGAUGGGAUGCUGGUUGCAACCUCACCCUGUUUCACAACCAGGGCCAAAAUAGAGACACGCUGACUGCUCCAUGUUCAGAGGUUAAGGAAUCAGAUGUAUUCAGGCUUUUUAAGGGGAAACAACAGCAUACCCCUGUAUUUGAAAUGGUGAAUGUUAAAAAUGAUCUAUAUCUAAUUAGUUUCCAAUCAGAAUUAUCAGCUGUACAGGUUUUCGCUAUUAGUUUGGCUCUGCUACAUGGCAGCGAUCCUGUCAUCAAAUCUUCACUGUCAUCAAAUGUAUCAAAUGAUUAUGUACAAGGAAGUCCUUAGUGCAUUGAUUGAGGAAUACUUGGUGGGUUUUCGAUCAAAGAAUUGGAUUUGAACAUUUCCACCAUUGCGAGAAGGUUGCUAAAGAGCAAUGCAAAAUCAGAGGGCUGUGUUCUUCAUGUUAUAAAUUUAUUACUCUUUUACAUUA